ACUCGAGUAAACAUAAGCAAACACACGCGCUGCCCAUUUAUAGCUCGAGCGGACAGACGAAGAUUGUGUAAUUAGUUUGUUUGGCUGCACUUCGGAAGAUGGGAGUUGUGUGUUUGUCCUCUUCUAAACUCUCAUCAUUUGAAAUGGCGCGCGCGCGUUGAAUAUUCACACACUAUUGCGUUUCUGCGUUCGGUUCAGUUGUGAAAAGCGAGACUAAACGUCUGUAUGUUGUGUUUUCGCGCGGUGUGUGUGAUGUUUGUAAUGUACUUGUGAGUGUGAGGUAGCAGCGGCGCUAUCUGCGCGCUUUGUGUCGCGGCUCGGCGCGUUCAGCCACGAGACGACUCAAACGGCCUCUUAUUUGCAUAUUCAUGUGUUUGUUCAGCGUACACGCGCACGUGGGACGGAAUAUUAUUGUUUUAGUUUAGUUUAGUUUGUGCUGCUGUUAACUUAAUAGAGAAGGAAACGCGAAAGUCUUUUUUUACUCUGAGACUCAACUGUUUGCCCCCAGGGUAACAUAAAUACCCCAGCAGAUUCUUCUCACGGUCUGUCUGUGUGUGCGCAUGCGCGCCUGGGUGAUGGCGAAUUUAAGUAAAAGCCUGUUUUUUAGAAACGUAUUAUUAUGUGUGGAACAUUUCUUUGAAAACAAAAAAUAUACAUAUAACUGAAUAAAAUAUGUUUUGCAUGAGGUGCACAUGUUUGUCAUUAUUCUGCAUAAUUUAAGCGUCGGUUGAGACAUGCGUCACGGUUUUUAUUUAUCAUGCGGAUUAAAUAUACGGAACUACUCAUAAAUAUUCAUGAACACAAACGUCACGUUUAUGAAUGAUUAAUUUAUGACGUUAAUGUGAAUGCGAGUGCUGUGGAGAAUUAACUUUUUAAUCCUCUUCUCGCGCGCGCGCGUGUGUGUGUGUGCGUGCGCGCGCGCGUGUGGAUGAGAGGUAAAGUAACAGUUGUGGGGGUUUUGUUGAGUCUCUGUUAAUAGGAUUGAUGUCAUUCUGAGCUUUACUUUUUAGAAAAAUAUAAGUGAUCACAACAUGACAAACACUGGUUUUGAAGUUUAAAGAUCCAGAGGUGAGAGAGAGAGAAAUGCAUCUAUUUUUUGGGCAAUAACAGAAAUCAAACAUGGUCUAUGUAAAGUUGUUGAUUAAAAAGUCAAAUCAUUUUAUGUGUUUUUCAUGAUUAUAUGAAGGUUUUCAAGAACAUUUAGGUUUAUUAAAAUAGUCAAAUGUAGAAAUACUUUGAGUGUUUGUUGAUCGUGUCAUUGGAGGGCCAGCAGAUUGUUGUAUGUAUGGAAGUAUGUAAAAAAUUUUUGUCUUUGUUUAGUUUUACUGCUGCAUUUGAGUUUGUGUGUUUAUAUUUUUAAAGAAUGAAUAGAGAGAGAAUGAAUGAAUGGGAUCCUUCUCAUAACAUACUGAUAAAAGAUAAAUCCUGAAAACAUAGUUACUGUAAAUAAUGCAGAAAUGUAAAAGUGUGCGCUUGCUGUUGUGUUGUGAAUUUCACGUGCAGUGUAGAAAUGACACGGGUCAGUUAGUUUACCAGUCAUGUUAAACACAAAGACAUCACAGAAUUGGAGCACACGACAGGAUUAUGGGUUUAUUAAUGCUGAUGAAUAUUAAUGAGUGUCUAAUAGAAAAGUUUGGACUGUAGCUCAGUUUAAGUGUCUCUGUUCUCAUUUCUCUUGCCUUCUGCUUUAUGCCACUUAUCUGUUUAAAUUAUUCAGUACAGCGUUCAAUAGUUUGAAAGGCUAAUUAAUUGCUCAUUUAAAAUUCUAUUUAUUAAAACAUUUGCAUAAUGUAUUGUGUCUCAGUUAGCUUUGUGGAGCCUUGCAACAGCAGUAGUAUGUUAAUUAAGUUUUACUCGACUGUUUGCUUUUCUUUUGAGUUUCAAAAAUCACUCGAUCACUCACUCACUCGAUCACUCGUUCAUAACUCGUCCGUUCUGCGUGUACUGCAAGUGCUGUGAUUGGUCCACUAGAACCUCUCCUGUCAGGUAAAAAACACUGCCCCUCAUUUCUUCAUAGGCAUUUCUGCUUGCAACAGUAAUACAAGUCAAAAGUCUAUUUACCUCCUUCACUAUUGGUCUUCUCAAAACAUACACAACGAGCUGCUGCUGUUUCUUUGUUUGUUGGUCAAGCUUCUGCUUCAUUGGCCGUAACACGUGUGAUACUGCCUACUAGUGGUCUACAUAAUUGCACUUCGACGCAGACGAUGAUGCAGAAGCAUAUAUAUAUAUAUAUAUAUGUAAACUGACGCUAUGGCAUCAAGGCUAUCCUGAUGGAUCUACACACAACUAUAAUGAGCACUUAACACAGUAGGUGGUGAUAAUGCCCCUUAACGUUGGUGCUACCCAUCAUUUAUUAAAGAAGAAUAUGCUGGAAACGCACUCUCUCGUGAACGCGUGUGGGUCGUUACCAGAAGCUAGUGAUUUUAGUUUGUAAAGUUUUAAAUACGGAUAUUUUUCUAACAAAAUGGCAUGGCCUUUUUUAACCCCCUGGAGCUGUGUGGAUUACUUCUGUGAAGGAUGGUUGCACUUUUAUUGGGCUUUAAAUCAGAAGCACCAUUUACUGUCAUUAUAAAGCUUGGAACAGCCAGGACAUGUAUAAUCUGAUAAUAUAAUAUACAACUCUGAUUGUGUUUGUCUGAAAUAAGGUAAUCAUAAACAUCGAGGAUGAGUGAGUUAGUUAGUUAUGGGGUAAGUUACUGAAGCUGUAAGUUUGUGUAGUGUGUUAAGGUUGUGUGGUUUGUUGUUGUUGUUGUUAGCUGUGAUGCUGGUUCAGUUUUACUCUUCAGCAGUCAGUAGUAAUUAAGAGUCACACACUGUUAGUAAUUGGCCUUGUCUCGCUUCUGGCUCGCUGCUGUAUCCUUCGUCCUCAAAGCAAUCCAAUUAAUAUGCUAAUGAGCUGAUAAAUAUUUAUGAAUGAUUUUGAAUUAUGCAGAAAGCUUUCAGAGGUUUGUGUGAACUUCAAAGCCGCGUUCUUCUAAUGAGUGCCAGGGUAUCAGAUUUGCAUACGGCUUUAAUCAGCUGAAUACUGAUGAGCGUUCAUUAUAGAUUCUACACGUUCGCCUGUAGUCUUUGUGUUUCGGUCGUUGUUGAAGAAACAACUUUACCUCAUGCACGCCGUCAGAAUCCACACCGGUCCGUCGCCGCUGAUGCAUGCUGGUUAGGGUUGUGAUUUUUCUCAACAAUAGUAGCUCUGCUCGUGAGAUUUUUUUGUAUUCAGAGUUAUUGGAGCGUCAGGUGAUUUUCUGGUUUAGCGGUCACUCAUGGACUCGGCAGAAUUAAGUGAAAGCCCAAUGGAGACCAGUACACACGGAGCUCAAGCAGCUCAAACAAACGCUCUGGCCGUCCAGAAACCAAACGGACAAGCGACAAGUGCCAUCAGCAACGUGCAGGCGCAAGCUUUACUCCAACAGAACAUGCAGCUCUUCCUGCAGCAGACGCAGGCGCAGCUCCUCGCCGCGGCCGUGCAGCAGUCUGCAGGUCAGCAGAGCAACACCACCGGAGCAAAUAUCUCCGCCUCCGCGGCCACGCCCAUAACACUGUCUCAGCCAAUCCAGAUCGCAUCUCCGCAGGGUUUGAACCUGCAGCAGUUUGUGUUGUUGCAACCCGGUCACUCCAUCACACCACAGAUUCAACCUCAGUUCAUCAUCUCAUCAUCUCCUCAGGGACAGAGCGGUCUCCUGCAACCUCACAAUCUUCUGACUCUACCUCAAAGCCAAGCAAACCUCCAGGCAUCACAGACCAGCAUCACCCUCACUACACAGGCGGCGACACCGACAAGAAAAAUAGCAGCCAUGCCCACCCCUCCGGUGGCCACACCCAAACGCAUGGACACCCCGUGUGUGGAGGAAGCCAGCGAUCUGGAGGAGCUGGAACAGUUUGCAAAAAAUUUUAAGCAGAGACGAAUAAAGUUAGGUUUUACUCAGGGAGACGUCGGCUUGGCCAUGGGGAAACUUUACGGGAACGACUUCAGUCAGACCACCAUCUCUCGAUUCGAGGCCUUGAAUUUGAGCUUCAAGAAUAUGUGCAAACUCAAACCUCUGUUGGAGAAAUGGCUGAACGACGCAGAGAACAUGACGGCCGACUGCGUGGUGUCGAGUCCGAGCGAGAUGUCUCCCGGUCUGUGCGAGAAUCUGAACCGACGGCGAAAGAAACGGACCAGCAUCGAGACCUGCAUGCGUCUGGCAUUAGAGAAGAGCUUUCUGGAGCAGAGCCAGAAGCCCUCAACCGAGGAGAUAACACUGAUCGCAGACCAGCUGAGCAUGGAAAAGGAGGUGGUGCGCGUUUGGUUCUGUAACCGCAGACAGAAAGAGAAGAGAAUCAAUCCACCCAGCAGCAGCGCUUCACCUAAUACACAUCUCAAAACCAUCUACAGCAGCUCCACACCAACGGUGUCCAGCGGUACAAACACACUGACGGUAAAUCAUCCAGUCGUUUCUCUGAACACCAGCAGCAUCCCAAGCCUCACGUUCACCGGUGCUACGCUGGGUCACAUGAUGUCUAAUACGCCAUCCGUCAUCUCCAUGGCACCUGCUAUGGCCACGCCCGCCCCCACCGUGACAUCACCGUCCCUGACCCCAUCGGCCACGGGCGCGACACUGCCCGCUACGAAACGGGAAACGUCGAACAACUCCCAGGCGGUUUCCACAUCGACGACGGUUACACAGGGGGCGGGUCAACUGCUGGUGACGGGGGCGGGGCUGAAUUCGGCGAUCAUUAGCCCUUCGCAGCUGACUCAAGGUGGAGCUCUGUUGAGUUUGACUCCUGCUCUCGGGAACACUUUGAGUCCGGCGUUAAUGAACAAUAACACGCUGGCCACCAUCCAGGCUCUGGCAUCGGGAGCCGCGCUGCCCAUCGCAUCCUUCGACGGAAACACCGGUCUGCUCUUCGCCAACACCAGCACAGGGAACGCCGUACCCAGCCUGAUGACCACGCCCUUCUUUCUUAACUCGUCCGGCCUCUCGUUUCUGCCCGCUAAUCUGCUGUCUGGAGGCGGGGCUCUCAACCUACAGGUGACCAACGAUGUGCAGCAGAGUUCUGUGACGAAUAAAAGCAUCGCCGUGGCCUCGAAGGCCCAAUAAACGUGGGGCUUUUUCCCAAGUUAGACUUUAUUUAAUCUUGUUGCUAUUACCAAAAAGCAUUCUGACCCGUGUGGUUCCUCCCCUGUGACGUUUCCGUUCGUUCACACUGUGCAACUUUGACAAACCUUUAAGGAUGAACUUUAGUUUUGCUUUCCUUAAGUCUGUUUCCUAAACUAAUGUUGAAAUUAACCAAAAAUGUGAGACUCUUUGCUGACAGGAAGUUCUUCGUGUAGCAGAGUUUAAUUCACUUCCUGUGAUGUCGUCGCCGGUUGGCUUUAUCGAUGACUGAGUUCACAUUUAUAACCAAAUACAUUUCAGAUAUAUUUUAUGUAGUUUUGAGAAACGUAUCUUUGGUGGAAGUUUUUCAGAAAAUCUUUAAGAUGUAUUAGGGCGACUUUUUUAAAACUAAUACUUUAACUUGAUAUCACUUUAUGAAUACGGUUAGAUGGCUUUAUAAACGAGUAAUAAGAAAUGACAGCGAGCGUCUCCUGUCAGAAAUGCAAACAAUCUUUCAAGCUUUGUCUUAACACUGAUUUUGUUUGUCUGAUCUUAUAUUAUAUCUAUACAAUGAAAUUCCACACAUUAAACCACAGUUUAAUGACCUGACGUCUACGUUUUGUGAUUUUUUUUUUUUUAAGUAUUAUUUAAAAUGUUGAGUAAUCCGAGCGUGUGGAUUGAUUAUAAUUUGAUGACCUCUUUAGCUGACGUUGUCUCCUAACCAGAUGCGUUCAUGUUUUUGAGAAGGGUGUGACUCUCUGUCUUCUCUAAAAUCUCAUUGUUUGUCACAUGAGUGCGUGUUACACAUCAUGUAUGUUUGAUCAGGUGAGGACGUAACAAGAUAAACACUACACGAAGCCUCGUUUACAAAACAUAACAGCCUAUUAAAACCAUACCAUGAUAAAUGACAUAAGAAUGGUUUGACGUGCAGAGAAAUGUCUUCAUGUUUCCUAACUUGUGUAUUUUCAGCAUGUUUAUGUCCGAUGUCUUUGGUGGUUUUUGCUCGGUUGCUUAAUUUAUUGCAUCAGAAUGUUUUAGCAAACGCCUCGAGCGAUCUUUCUACGGCUGUUUUGUGGAUGAGGUCUGUGGUUUUAUUUUAUUAUUAUUAUUAUUAUCUAAAUGAGUUCCUGCGUGUCUUGAACAGUCAGCUUUGGGUUUGAUCUUUGUUCUUUAAGUUUGAUUGAUGAAGAUUUUACAGACAAACCAAAAAUAUGUUCAGCCUGUCGCUGCAUCACGGCAGUCAAGCGGCCUUGUUGAAUGAGACGCCGCAACGCUUUCAGGCCAAAGACUUUGUUGUUUAAGAAUCGUAGCUGUUGUCCAGACAGACGACGUAAAAAAAGCUUUAACCAAAGUUAGGGUUUCACACCGUCCAUCAUUGUUAGGAUGAACCCUGUGUGUGUGAUGUCAUUGUGAGGUUUGUAGAAAUACCUCCAGCACUGAUGUUACUGCUGUGACACAAAACAUCUUAAAAGAAAUUAAAAGAUUGAAGUUAAAGACUUCUGCUGUCUUCUCACUACUGCUGUCUUGUCAAUGUUGUUUUAUGAUUUAUGUUUGUGUUGAGUUCUCCCACAUUAAAAUUGUCUGACAUUUAUGAGAUAUUUGUGUGUUUAUAUCUGCAUGUGAGAAAUUAAACACAGGUCAACAGCACCGGUGAUCAUUUCAUCUCUUUCAAUCAGUCGUUGUGUUUCUGCUGUCCACUCACUUUCAGAAAUAAACCAAAGAUUUUCUAAGUGUUGUGUGUUAACUUGUGUUUCUCUCACACACAUGCACAUUAAUUUACCAGGACUAUAAUCUGUAAAUAUAAUCUCAAAUGUUUUAUAGUUGCUCCUGAAGCACAGACCAAAGGUUAUUCAUGCCUGCUAUAUAUAUAUAAUACAGCUCUGGAUAAAAAUAAGAGACCACUUUCAGAUUAUUUUCAGUUUGAAUUUCAACAUUUCUGCCAAAUUCCUGAAAAAAAGUCAUGUUUUUAUUUUUGCUAUGAUUUGCAAAAAAAAACUGAAAACAGACAAACUAACCCUAACCCUAAACUAACAAAAAGAUAAAAAUGUUUUCAGAUCUUGAACACUUCUAAGAAAACAAGUUUAUAUUUAUUUUAAAUAAUCCGCACAAUACUCAUAUUUUUACAUGUAUUUUAGUAAUAGUGAAUAUUUGAUGUAAUAACCCUGAUGUUUGAUGAUGAUUAAAGUCCAAACUGGUGUGGUAUCUUUAUUUUUUCACAGCUGCAUGUGUACAUAUCUUUAAUUUGAAAUAAAUAUCAUGAUUUUUAGUAAUCAUG
Paramisgurnus dabryanus is the source of this 7350-nucleotide messenger RNA. It is a transcript of the gene pou2f1a, whose product is annotated as POU class 2 homeobox 1a. Gene Ontology annotation, molecular function: RNA polymerase II cis-regulatory region sequence-specific DNA binding; DNA-binding transcription factor activity, RNA polymerase II-specific. The record is from RefSeq and is a predicted model, not a curated record. NCBI's taxonomy places the organism in Eukaryota, Metazoa, Chordata, Actinopteri, Cypriniformes, Cobitidae. Gene Ontology annotation, biological process: regulation of transcription by RNA polymerase II. Gene Ontology annotation, cellular component: nucleus.